AGAAGAAGAAGAAUUUAAGACAGAAGACAGACGUUAAAAUAUUUAAAAUGAAGUAGAAAUUAAAAAAAUUUAAUAUAUAAAAAUGCCCAACUCAAUUGAUCCUAAAGAAGUCCUAAUAUAUCUUAACGAAUUAGGAUAUACAAAUUUAAGUGCCCAACAAUUAAAGGAAUUUAUUAUGGAUCUAAAGAAAAUAAUGAAAUACGACCGUAGAAAACGGAAAGUGGAAGCACAUUUUGAUCCGACAGAAAGCUACAGUCAUAGUACUCCUAUAUUCCCAGAUAUAAAACAAAAACCAAGAAAAACACAAAGCAAUGACAUUUUUGAGACACUGCACAAUCUUCCUACAGAAGCAUCAAAAGCUAAAAUGGUGAAUAAACGGGCACAUCAAAUCGAAGUUCACAUCACACAUGCUAAAAAUAAAAAUGUAAAUCAUGAACAUUGUGUUCACAUAGAAGAUAAUUCACCAAGCAAUGAUGCAUUGGGUGUAGGUUAUAAUAAAAUUGUUGAGAGUACUGAAAAACAUUCAAAGGAAAAUAUACAGACUCAACCUAAUAGUAGUGAACCAUCUACAACUAAACAGUUAAGGCCAAUGUCCAAGCAAAGUGUUAAUAGUUCCUCAGUUCCAAGUUCUAAAUUAAAAAAAAGUAAAACGGCAGUUCUUAAAAAUAAAUCCAAUAUAAAACCCAUACGAAAGUCAGACCCAGUAGCUCUCUAUCACCAGUAUCAAGAAGAAUGGAAAAAUAUCAAAUUUCCAGGAGAAGACAACCACCUGGAUUUAAGGUGGGCUGUGAGGGAAAAGCUUAUGGACGGACCUCCAAUAGAGAAACCUGUUAAGAGAAUUACUACUAAGAAAAAAGCAUUUUAA
Messenger RNA from Diabrotica balteata, 865 nucleotides. The record is from the annotation of a GenBank genome assembly. Lineage: Eukaryota; Metazoa; Arthropoda; Insecta; Coleoptera; Chrysomelidae.